Messenger RNA from Hypomesus transpacificus, 6340 nucleotides. RefSeq names its product intersectin 2b (gene itsn2b). NCBI's taxonomy places the organism in Eukaryota, Metazoa, Chordata, Actinopteri, Osmeriformes, Osmeridae. The transcript has 35 exons. Gene Ontology annotation, molecular function: calcium ion binding; protein binding; molecular adaptor activity. Gene Ontology annotation, cellular component: intracellular vesicle; cytoplasm; clathrin-coated pit. Gene Ontology annotation, biological process: clathrin-dependent synaptic vesicle endocytosis; endosomal transport. The coding region runs from base 310 to 5094 and encodes 1594 amino acids. The record is from RefSeq and is a predicted model, not a curated record.
AGUCAAAUCAACGUCCCUGCCUGUGCCCGGAACUCCAGCGAGCGAAUUCAGCCAUGUUGUUUGUGUAGCUGACAGCAACAGGUUCACAGUUCUAAACUUCGUCUUGUUUCAGUUUCUGAAUUGUUUUAAUAGUACCGCAAGGCUUCAUACACGGGUGAUAAUCUGACGGACCAAAUCGACUUUGAAUUGAGGACCCAGAGGAGACGAAAGUCCAUGUUUUCCCCACUAGUUAGAGAUAACUGUGAGCUAUCCAGCAGCUGAGAACAAGACUGGUAGCCCCCCCCCCCCCCCUCCUGCCCACCUGCAACCAUGAAUGGGGGCGUUAGUGUGUGGGCCAUCACCCCCGAUGAGAGGGGAAAACAUGACCACAAGUUUGACACCCUCUCUCCUGCCAUGGGCUUUGUCUCAGGGGAACAGGCCAGGAAGUUCUUCCUGCAGUCAGGUCUGCCCUCUCCAGUGCUGGCAGAGAUCUGGGCUCUGGCGGAUAUGAACAAGGAUGGAAAGAUGGACAGGCUGGAGUUCUCCAUCGCUAUGAAGCUUAUUAAGCUCAAGCUGCAUGGCACGCCCCUCCCCUCGGCUCUGCCAAUCAUCAUGAAGCAGCCCCCAGUGCCCGCCCCUAGCCACGCCCACUCGGCUGCCAUGUCCAACUCGCGCUACGGGAUGGGCUCUAUGCCAAACCUGUCAAUGAUGCCAGGGGGCGUGGCCAUGCUGACCCCCAUCCCCAUGACGACAACAAUCUCACCCAUGACCCCCAUGACCUCACUCACACCCCUGGUCCCCACGGCAAUGGGCAUGAGUCCUCUGGUUGGCUCCAGCACCAUGCCCCUGCUGCCCUCGCUGGGAAGCCCUGCGCUGCCCAACGGCACCAUGGGAUUUCUACAGCCCAUGCAGAGUGGAAUCAUGGGAACUGGUCUGACUCUGUCUGGUCCAUACUCCUCUCCUCUGGGCUUGUCCUCCUCUCCUGCAGUCAACAUGUUCUCCUCUCUGCUGGACCUGGGCUCCAGCAGCUCCGCCUCCUCCUCCCCCGCCUCCCUGGCGGACGCCUCCCCAAAGACUGCCCCCUCCGACUGGGCCGUCCCCCACGCCACCCGCCUCAAAUACAGACAGCAGUUCAACAGCCUGGACAAGAACAUGACCGGAUACCUCUCAGGUCCUCAGGUGAGGAACGCCAUGGCAACCACUAUGCUAAGUCAAACACAGCUGGCAACCAUCUGGACCCUAGCGGACAUAGACAAGGAUGGCAAGCUGAAGGGGGAGGAGUUUAUCCUGGCCAUGCACCUGGUGGAUAUGGCCAAGACUGGACAGCCCUUACCUCUCAGUCUGCCAGCAGAGCUGAUCCCUCCAUCACACAGGAGUGCUGUGAACGGCAGCAGCAGCAGCUCCCUCUAUGCUGCCCUCACUGAUGACCUGGAAGUGGAACCAGCGCAGAAGACCAGGAGCAACUUGUCGUUCGAGGACAAGUUCAAGGCCAACCUGGAGCGGGGGAACGCGGAGCUGGAGAAGAGGAGGCUAGCCCUGCAGGAGGCGCAGAGGAGAGAGGAGGAGCGCCGUGCCCAGAAGGAGAGGGACGAGCGCGAGCGGAGAGAGCGGGAGGUCAGGGAGCUGGAGGAGAGGAGGAGGAAGGAGGAGGAGAGGAGGCUGGAGCGACAGAGGGAGCUGGAGAGGCAGAGGGAGGAGGAGAGGCUGAAGGAGGUGGAGAGAAAGGAGGCGGCCCAGCGGGAGCUGGAGCGUCAGAGGAAGGAGGAGUGGGAGAGGAGGAGGAGAACAGAGAUGCAGAGUCAGAAGGGGCAGGAGCAGGAGGACAUCACCCGGCUGAGAGCCAAGAAGAGGAGCCUGGAGAUGGAGCUGGAGGCUGUGGGUAACAAGCACAGACAGAUAUCAGACCGUCUGCGCGACGCCCAGAGUGAGAAAAGGGUUCAGAAGAGCGAGCUGGAGCUGACCAAUCAGAGAAGAGAGACCCGCAGACAGGACAUAAACACUUUGCAGAGACAGAUGGAGGAGUACCAGAGGAAGUUGUCCCAGCUGACCCCAGAGCAGCACAGGCUCAGUGAGAAGGUCAAGAACAUGGAGCUCAACAACCUCCCAGUGUCCACCAUGUCCACCAUGCGGCGCAGUGUGAGUGAGCGGAGCGGAACGUGCACCCGGCUGAGGCAGCAGCUGGACGCCCUGGAGAGGGAGACGGCCUCAACGCUGGCCGACAUGGACCAGUACAACAACGGCCUGCUGGACCUGAGGGCCAGUCAGAGGAAGCAGCAGUCUGCCCUGGAGAAGCUGCAGAGCAUCAGGGAGGACAAGCUGAGAGAGCUGAAGAGGCUGAGGCAGCAGGAAGAGAACAGGAAGAGGAUGGAAGAGGACAGGAAGAGGAUGGAGGAGGAGGAAGCUCAAAGGCGUAUUAAGCUGGAGAAGGAGCGCCAGUGGCAGGAGAAGCUGCGGAGGGAGGAGGAGGAGAGGCAGAGGAGGCUGCAGGAGGAGAGGGAGGCCAAGCUGAGAGAGGAGGAGGAGAGGGAGGCCCAGGCCCGGCUCCUGGCCGCCAGGGAGCUGGCCGAGCGAGAGCGCCGGGCCAAGGAGGAGGAGGAGGAGAGGAGGAGGGAGGAGGAGCGGAGGAGAGACGAGGAACGCAAGACGCAGGAGGAGAGGAGACGACAGGAGGAGGAAGACAGGAGGAGGAGGGAGGAGGAGAGGAGGAGGCUGGAGGAGGAGAGGAGGGAGGAGGAGCGGAGGAGGCAGGAGGAGAAGAGAAGGCAGGAGGAAGAGAGGAGGAGGUUGGAGGAGGAGAGGAGAGAGGAGGAGCGUAAGAAAGAGAGGGAGGAGGAGGAUAGGAGACGGCAGCGGGCUGCGGAGGCUGCCAUCAGAGACUCGGAGGAGAGGAAGAGAGCGGAGGAGGCGAGGAGAAAGAGGGAGGAGGAGAAGAAAAGGCAGGAUGAGGAGGAGGAGGAGAGGAAUAGGGCAGACGAGGAGAGGAAGAGGAAGGAGGAGGAGAGGAAGAGGAAGGAGGAGGAGGGGUCCGGCCAGAAGCAGGUGAAUGGAGGGAAGUCGGAUAUCCAGGCGAAGCUGACAGCUCUGCUACGAGGCCUGGAGGAGAGGAAAGGAGGUCUGCAGCCACAGGCCAGGGAGCACAGGAAGUCAGCCGCUCUCACUUCCUUCCAAGCUCUCUACCCCUUCACUGCCCGCAACAAGGACGAGCUCAGCUUCGAGGCCGAUGACAUCAUCGAGGUGGAUGAGUCGACGGAGCGUGAGCAGGGCUGGCUGUACGGCAGCGGGCGGGGGAAGAUGGGCUGGUUCCCAGAGAGCUACGUGGAGAGACAGGCCCACCCGCAGGCCCCGCCCACAAGCGCUCUGUACGCCGUGGUCAACAAGCAGGCGCUCAAGCCCCAGGCCUCCAUCCACACCUCAACUGCUGCCCCGGAGCCGGCCGCGCCCACCAGCGCCCCGCCCAAGUCUGCCUUCACCCCCACACACCAUCCCAGCACCGCCCCCUCGGAACAGGGACAGGUGGUGGGCACCCUGCUGGCCCAGGCCCUGUGCUCCUGGACAGCCAAGACGGAGAGCCACCUGAACUUCAGUAAGGACGAUGUGAUCCGCGUGCUGGAGCAGCAGGAGAGCUGGUGGCUGGGGGAGCUGGGGGGGCAGCAGGGCUGGUUCCCCAAGACCUACGUGGCUCUGCUGGGGGAGGACGAACCUGCCGACUCUGUGUUUUCUGAUGGAUCUGACAACAAUGAGGGUUCCCAACAAGAAGAGUUCGUGGCCCUGUACACGUACGAGAGCCCUGAGUCAGGGGACCUGACCUUCAGGGAGGGUGACAUCAUCCUGGUGAGCCAGCGGGAGGGGGACUGGUGGAGAGGCUGCACGGGAGACCGAGCCGGCCUCUUCCCCUCCAACUACGUCAAGCCUAAAGAGGCUGAGCCCUCUGGAGGCCCAGGGAAGCCUGGCCCACCUGGCAAGAAGCCAGAGAUCGCCCAGGUAACCACGGCGUACUCGGCCAGUGGCACAGAGCAGCUGAGUGUGGCUCCUGGCCAGCUGAUCCUCAUCCUCAGUAAGAACGCCUCCGGCUGGUGGCUCGGGGAACUGCAGGCUCGUGGGAGGAAGCGGCAGAAGGGUUGGUUUCCUGCUUCUCAUGUCAAGAUGCUGGGCUCCAGCAGCGGCAAGUCUACACCUGCCCCUCUGCCAGUGUGCCAGGUCAUCGCCAUGUACGACUACAAGGCAGCCAAUGAGGACGAGAUGAGCAUCUCCAAGGGUCAGCUGAUCAACGUGCUGGACAAGAACGACCCUGAUUGGUGGAGAGGAGAGGUCAACGGGGUCACCGCCCUGUUCCCCGCCAAUUACGUCAAGAUGACCACCACAGAGUCCGACCCCAGCCAGCAAUGCUCCCCUGUGUUCAGACGGCUACAUGUGCCUUGUGAACUUGAACUGGGACGACCCGACAAGCUGUUCAGCUACAAGAACAACAUCCAGCUCAAGAUGUACAAGCCGCCGGUGUUUCUGAAUGAGGUUCUAGUGAAACUUCCUGACCCGUCCAGUGACGAGCCCGUCUUCCACAUCUCUCACAUCGACAGAGUCUACGUCCUCAAAACAGAGAACAUCAACGAGAGGACGGCCUGGGUGCAGAAGAUCAAGGCAGCGUCGGAGGACUUCAUCGAGACAGAGAAGAAGAAGAGAGAGAAGGCGUACCAAGCUCGCUCUAUGAAGGCCAGUGGGAUUGGCCGUCUGCUCGUCACCAUCCUGGAGGCCACCGAGCUGAAGUCCUGCAAAGCCAAUGGGAAGAGUAACCCGUACUGUGAGGUCACCAUGGGAGCCCAGAUCUACACCUCAAGAACCCUGACAGACACCCUGAACCCCAAGUGGAACUUCAACUGUCAGUUCCACAUCCGAGACCUGUACCAGGACGUGCUCUGCAUCACCAUCUUCGAGAGGGAUCAGUUCUCCCCCGACGACUUCCUGGGUCGUACAGAGGUUCCCGUGGCGACCAUAAAGAAGGAGCUGGAGAACAAGGGUGCGGCGACCCGCCGUCUCCUCCUCCACGAGGUGGCCACCGGCGAGGUCUGGGUCCGUCUCGACCUGCAGCUCUUCCCCAGCAAGACGGCCGCGCCCAAGUAGGGGCGGGCCUCGCCCACCGCCAGGGGCUUCACUCACCUGAUGAUGUCACAGAGGGCUACCGACGUCCUGGAGAGUCUUGAGGACGAAGUCUUGGUUUCAGGAACGAGUCUAAGUUUGGGGAGAGAGUCUUAGUUAACCACUGGAUGUGAUGUGAGGAUAUCUCAGGAUUUCUACAUUCUUUCUUCUUCUGUGUCUAUAGUACUGCACAUUCAGACCUCUUAUGAUAAGGUAUGCAGUAGACAUCUGCCUCUGGUGGGAUUCCCAGUGCCUGAGACAGGAAGCUGGAGAGCAGAGUUGUUCUGGAGCAGGAAGCAGGAAACAGGAAGCAGGAAGUGGUUCCUGGUUGAGGAAGGCCUUCACAUAGGGCUCUACAUGGACGGUUGUAACCAAAUCACCUUGGGAAAAUAGUUUAUAAUAAUAAUUGAAUAGCUGUUUGCAUUUGUUGUUGUUUAUUACGUCAGUCUACUAGCACCAGUAACAAAUACCACCAAGUUUCAGUUCCUUUUAUUGUCAUAAAACUCUCAUUUUUUGUGUCUUUUUUAAUGUAAUCUCAUCCGACGGUUGAAAUAGCACUGUAAACCGAAGUGGGUGUGGUGUUGAGGGUGGAGGUGGGGUGGAGGAGGUUGGUUGGUUGGGGUUCUCCUUUAGUUCUAAUUGCCAUUUUCAACUCUAGAAAGUCUAGUCUUCCUUCCCUCGGGUUGACCUCUGACCUUCCAGGACUGGAGAGGUGUGAAGGCAGUUCCCCUCUCCACAGGGCCCCAGUGUCAUAUCAGACCAGUGACUCUGCUGAUACUGCCUGAUACUGCCUGUACUGCCCCCUGGUGUCCUGGCUGCUCAUGGCAGGUGCUGUAGGAGUUUAUUUAUUUUGUAUUUAUGCGUACAUGACUAUUCUGAGGUUAAUGCCGACCAGUUACACAGGUGUUGUGAUGUGUGCGUGCGUGUUGAUGGUGGGAUCACGUCAGUGCUUGUGACAAAACCUCAUGUUUUAGCAGCUGAAAUUCCACUCCACAAUCCUCCUUCAACACUUCUUCUGUGUAUUUGUCCAGCUGCAACUCUUUAGUUCAUGUAUUUCAGAAAACUAUUUGAUGUUUUAACUUUUAGUUUAUUUUACUUUGACAUUGGUUGAUAUGUUAGUUGGCCCCUGUGUCGUCUGUUUAAAAUCAGUCAGCUCCUAUGUUCACAGUCGUCUUGUAUGAAACUCCUCCAAUCAGGGUUCUAUAAGGAUAAUAAAAGGUAUUCAAAUCAA